This is a messenger RNA of Oreochromis aureus, 6202 nucleotides long. RefSeq lists its product as uncharacterized. Gene Ontology annotation, biological process: DNA integration. Bases 1776 to 5621 code for a protein of 1281 amino acids. The record is from RefSeq and is a predicted model, not a curated record. Gene Ontology annotation, molecular function: nucleic acid binding. The transcript is spliced from 3 exons. Lineage: Eukaryota; Metazoa; Chordata; Actinopteri; Cichliformes; Cichlidae.
CACCACACCUGACAUUGUCAACAAAAUGGACGCCUGUGUUACGCUAACAAAGGAGGUAUGUAACCUCAUAAGUGACCGUCUAAAGACUGUUCAUGAGGAAUAUAAUAACCAUCUUGAGAAAGAAAGAGUAAGAGAAGUGUUAAGCAAGAACGAAUAUGGGUCUGUUUUUGGCGACAGCAUAACGGAAACUGCAAGCUCUAUAGAGUUGUCAGAGCAAUUGAGCCAUCACUCUGGCUCAUACUGUACCCGCAGCAGUAGAGUAGAUGCAGAAGCAGAGCUUGCUGCCAAGCUGGAGCAAUCAAAGGCUAUGGAAGAAAUUCGAGCACAGCAAGCACAUCUUCACAAGUUAGAAAGUGAAUGGAAACUCAAAGAGGCAAAAAUGUUGUCAGAAAUUAAACUAAAAGAGGUGGAAAUGCAACAACAGUUGGAACAAGAAAGAGCAAAACUACAGCAGUUACAAGCAGACAAAGAAGUUGCUAUAGCAACAGCUCGCGUGAAGGCGUACAACAGCCUUGAAGGAUUUGAGAACCACAACGGGGAAAUUGACAGCAAAAUUAGCUCUGCUUGCUACAGAAGGCAAAUUGAACCUCAACUGAAUCCAAACGCCGCAUCAUUCCAACCUCACCAAGCAAUUCCAGAAAUGACAAUGACCCAGGAGUCUGUCAGCUUAGCACAAGCAAUCGCUAGCUCAUUAAGUAUGAAUCGCUUGCCAGUCCCUGAGCCUGCCACAUUCAGUGGGGAUCCUUUGCAGUUUACCGAUUGGAAGAUGUCAUUCAUGAAUCUGAUUGACCGAAAACCCCUUCCAGCAAGCGAGAAGAUGUUUUAUCUGAAAAAUUAUCUCGCAGGAGAAGCAUGCAAAGCGGUAGAAGGUUUCUUUUACCAAGAUUCAGAAAAUGCAUACAAGGGAGCAUGGAAGGUUUUAGAUGACAGAUAUGGGAACCCAUUCAUUAUACAGAAAGCAUUUCGUGAUAAACUCAUGAGAUGGCCAAAAAUCAGCGCAAAUGACCCACUAGCGCUACGAGAGUUUGCCGAUUUCCUCAAAGGAUGCUCUGAAGCAAUCCCACACAUCAAAGGACUAGCUAUCCUAAACGAUUGUGAAGAAAAUCACAAAUUGCUCAAAAAACUGCCAGAAUGGAUCGUGCGCAAGUGGAGUCGAAUUGUUGUAGAUGAACUUGACGAAUCUGGCACCUAUCCAAAUCUUGCAUGCUUCACAGACUUCCUGAGUAGAGAAGCACGGAUUGCUUGCAACCUGAUAGCUUCUCCACUGUUAAUGAAUUUCAAACCUGUAGAUGAUCGAAUCCCAAAGAGAGCCAAAGUCUUCAACACAAACAUGCAACCAAAGAGUUCCGCUCAAGAGAAACAAGACACAAACAUUAGUAAACCAAAAUCACCUUGUUCUGUUUGUAAAAAUGAAACUCAUGGAAUCUCAAAGUGUCCCAUCUUCGCAGCUAAGAGUGUUGAAGAUAAAAAGGCAUUCAUCCAUGAAAACUGGCUUUGCUUUGGAUGUUUAAGAAAAGGUCAUAUCACCAAAGAUUGCAAAAGGCGACACACCUGCAACAUUUGUGAACGUCGUCAUCCAACCUGCCUGCACGAAAACAGGAAGCAAAAUCCUGCAGAAGCAGUAACAAAUAGUUCCGCUCCCACGGAAGAACCUGCAAGCCAGGAAACACACAAGGUCAUGUCUCAUACAUCAACACAACGUGUUUCAGCCACCUCAAGUAUUGUCCCAGUCUUUGUGUCUUCUGUACAAGAACCACAGAGAGAAAUACUCACCUAUGCUAGACACACAAAGUGACUCAACAUUUGUCUUGGAGGACAUACUUGAUAAGCUGAAUGUGGAUGUCCAACCAGUAAGACUGAAACUCAGUACCAUGACGGCUAUUGACACAGUCAUCUCGAGUAAGAGUGUUCAUGGUUUACAAGUUAGAGGACUCCACUCUGAAAGUUGUAUCCAACUACAACAGGCUUAUAGCCGCGACUUUAUCCCAGUGGACAAGUCGUACAUCCCAACGAAGGAAACAGCAUUACUGUGGCCUCAUCUCAGAAGCUUGGCGGAAAAGUUGCCGCCUCUCCAAGAUUGUGAUGUAGGGCUCCUGAUUGGAUAUGACUGUCCAUCUGCGCUGGCUCCUCUUGAAGUCAUCAUAGGUGACAAGCAUGAACCCUUCGCACAAAGGUCAGAACUAGGAUGGAGUAUAAUUGGCUCAUCAAACCCCCACCUAGACAGACAAGGAAACCAGAGCUUUGUGCAUCGGCUCACAGUAAAAGAGUUGCCUGUUCCAUCAGCGACAGAUGUUCUAAAAGCCCUGGAAUCAGAUUUUGCUGAGAGAACCUAUGAGAACAAAUAUGUGUCCCAAGAAGAUGUCCAUUUCAUACAGUUCCUCAGUAAUCACAUCACACAAAGGGAAGACGGACAUUACGAAAUGCCUCUCCCUUUCAAAGGCAACAGCCCACCCAACCUGCCAAACAACAAGAGGUUAGCCACAGUGCGUCUACAGUGUCUCAAGAAAAAACUAAAGGCUAACAAACAAUACUACGAUCAGUACCGAACAUUCAUGGAAGAAACCAUCAACAGGGGUGAUGCAGAGCCUGCUCCUACAGCAUCUCAGGGGCAGACUGAGUGGUACCUGCCACAUCAUGGAAUCUAUCACCCCAGGAAGCCGGACAAGCUAAGAGUUGUUUUUGAUUGUUCGGCCAAAUCCCAUGGUGUCUCUCUUAAUGAUACCCUAUUAACUGGACCUGAUCUCAUCAACCCUCUGGUUGGGGUGCUUUGCAGAUUUCGGAAAGAAGCCGUGGCCGUAAUCUGUGACAUUGAAAGAAUGUUCUAUCAAUUCACUGUCACCCCUGAAUCCAGAAACUAUCUGAAAUUCCUCUGGUGGAAAGAAGGUGAUUUGGAGAAAGAACCUCAGGAGUACAGAAUGGCAGUUCAUCUGUUUGGAGCUGCAUCAUCUCUAGGAUGCGCCAAUUUUGGUUUAAAGCAUCUUGCACAACAACAUCAAACCGAUUAUCCUCUAGCAUCAGCCUUUGUGGAGAAAAACUUCUACGUUGAUGAUGGAUUAGCCAGCGUUUCAUCAGUUGAGGAAGCCAAAGAACUGAUCACUCAGUCACAAGAGUUGUGCAGAAAAGGAGGCCUGCGCCUUCACAAAUUCAACUCAAAUGAAGAAGCUGCUCUCUCCAACUUAGACCCUUCUGAAAGGGCAGCAACCAUUGAACCUCGUGGGUUUGACCCAUCCGCUUCAGAACGCGCUCUUGGCAUUCAAUGGUCGAUAAAGGAUGACACCUUCAGCUUCAACAUCAGCCUGAAAGAUCAGUCUUCGACCUGCCGUGGUUGUUUGUCUGUCAUUGCCUCACUCUACGAUCCACUUGGAUUUAUCGCUCCAUUCAGCCUAAGUGGAAAACAUAUCCUACAAGAGCUUUGUCACAGAGGCAUUGGAUGGGAUGACCCACUCCCAGAAGAUGUGAAGCCACGGUGGGAGAAAUGGAUAAAUGGUCUUUUCAAGUUGAAUGAGGUCUCGAUUCCAAGAUGUUACCACCCACACGACUUCCAAAACAUUGUCAGAGUAGAGCUACACCAUUUUUCGGACGCCAGCUGCGUAGGAUAUGGUGCAUGUUCUUACCUGAGAUAUAAAAAUGACAAGGACGAGGUUCAUUGCAGCCUUGUGAUGGGAAAAGCAAGGGUGGCACCCUCAAAGGUCACAAGUAUCCCGAGGCUUGAACUCGCAGCGGCGGUGGUUUCCGCAAAAGUAAGCGUCCUGUUAAAGGCUGAGCUUGACAUGAAAAUUGAUGAUGAGUUCUUCUGGACCGAUUCCCAAGUGGUACUUGGUUACAUCAACAAUGACGCUCGCAGGUUCCACAUAUUUGUUGCAAACCGUGUUCAACUCAUUAGAGACAACAGCAAUCCCAAUCAAUGGUAUUAUGUGGACACCUCAGAAAACCCAGCGGAUCAUGCAUCCCGAGGGCUCCAUGUUUCAGACAUCCACUCUACAAACUGGCUGCGAGGACCAAAGUUUCUCUGGGAACGCGAGUUACGUCUAACACCCAGCACUCCAGCUGAGUUACUUGUUGGUGAUCCCGAAGUCAAGACAAUUCAGGUGCUUGCAACUGACGUCAGUACCUUCAAUGAUAUUCUCGAUCGUCUGAAUCAGUUUUCAUCUUGGACGAAACUCAUAAAGGUGGUUGCAAGAAUCAAAACACUGAGGUCUCAAAAAAGGCAUACUGAACAUGCAACUAUCGAGGAGCGUGAGAAGGCUGCUGAAGCAGUGAUAAAGAUCGUACAGCAGCACGCCUUCCCUCAUGAAAUAAAAACGCUUCAAGCCAAAAGGGACCUUCCAAACUCAAGCUCUCUCUUCAGUCUUGACCCCAUCUGGUCUGAUGGAUUCUUGCGUGUUGGUGGGAGAUUAAAGUGGUCGUCUCUUUGCCACAAAGUGAAGCACCCACUCAUCUUACCAAGCAACAGUCACAUAACCAAGCUGAUUGUGUCCCACUACCAUGCUAAGACAUGCCAUCAAGGUCGAAGCCAGACACAAAUGGAGCUUAGAGCAAAUGGAUUCUGGGUCAUUGGUGGGAGCAAGCUGGUGGCCAAAACGAUACACACCUGUGUGCUUUGCAGGAAACUUCGACGACCUACAGAGAGCCAGCGAAUGGCUGAACUCCCUAAAGAACGUCUUGAAGCCUCAGCACCCUUCACAUUUAGCGGCAUGGACUGCUUUGGCCCGUUCAUUGUAAAGUCAGCACGCAAAGAACACAAAAGAUAUGGUCUGAUUUUCACGUGUCUGUACUCAAGAGCUGUCCAUAUUGAGAUGCUUGAAGAUUUGUCAACAGAAUCUUUCAUCAAUGCAUUGAGAUGCUUCAUCAGCCUUAGAGGAGCUGUCCAACAAUUACACUGCGACCAAGGUUCCAACUUUGUUGGUGCCAGGAACGAAUUCAAGGAAGCACUUAAGCAAUGCGACACCAAGCAAUUGGAGACCUUCUUAUCUGAAAAACAGUGCGAAUUUGUCUUCAACGCCCCUUCCGCAAGCCAUGCAGGAGGUGUCUGGGAAAGGCAAAUAAGAACGGUCAGGAAUGUGUUGAAUGCUACCUUCGCACAGUGCCCAGGUCGACUUGAUGAUGCCUCUCUCAGAACGCUGCUAUAUGAAGCCAUGGCUAUUGUCAACAGUCGCCCAUUAUCAGUUGAUGGAAUUAAUGAUCCUCAUGCACUGGAACCUUUAACGCCAAAUCAUCUCAUCAUGAUGAAAACAAAGGUCGUUCUUCCACCCCCUGGAGUGUUCGUGAAGGAAGAUUUGUAUGCUACAAAAAGAUGGAGAAGAGUCCAAUAUCUUAUUGAACAGUUCUGGGGCCGCUGGAAAAGAGAGUAUCUGCUCAACAUUUCAACAAGGCAAAAAUGGCACUUACCUCGGCGUAACCUCAAGGUCAAUGAUAUCGUUGUUAUCAAGGACGACAACCUUCCACGAAACCAUUGGCAGCUAGGUCGAGUUGUGGAGACCUUUCAAGACCAUGAUGGCUUAGUCCGUCGAGUUAAAGUACGAGUUGGGGAGAGAAAGUCUCAAAGAAAGCAAGAUGCCCCUUCUAAACCUUCAGUUAUUGAGAGACCAAUCCAAAAACUAGUACUACUCCUUGAGAAUUAAAUAUAAAACAAAAUAUGUUAAGACAAUAAUAGUUAUGUUUAUACACUACCUCAAUGCACGAAGUACACUUACCUGUAUAACUCUGAUAGUUCAAUUCAGUCAUCCAUUUAUUAGUAUAAGAAAAUCCUGUACAAUUCACUUGCUUUGUGAAUUUGUUCGUUCAUUGUAUCAGGAUUUGGUGGGAGUGUAAAUGCCGGCAAAGCCACUUUACUUUGUGCUUUUAUUUUGAAGAGUACCUUAGCACUUCCUCUUUUAUUGUGUCAGACUUCCUGUUCUGUUCUCAGUGAAACGACACGAACACAUUGCUUCAGAACUGGCAAAGAGAUGUGCAUGGAGGAGGUUGGCUAGCUGGUUCAGCAUGAUUAGCACCCUUGGAAGCAGAAAGAGUUUUCACGGUGCCAUAUUGUCGGUGGUUUAAAGAGGAGAGAAUAAAGUUGGAUCAGUCGAAGCUCUCUGCAUCACGUGUGGUAAUUCCAAGUGGGCAGCUACAGCCUUAUGGUUCCAAGCGCAAUCUUUGCAUUUUGUUAUUAUCUCAUGAUACUUGUUUAAUGAGCUACCAUCUCUCCUGUGGACUUUUGAAU